CAUUCGGGAAGUAGGCUAUUGCGCUACAAUAAAAAGGAGACCCUAAAGAAUCCGAAAAUGCAACCUCCUCCCAGAAAGGUGAAGGAGACCCAGCAGGUGAAGAUGGCCUUUGCGGAGCAAGUUGGGCGGCUGCAGAGCAAACAGCAGCAGGAGGUAGAACUCCUGGAGGACAUCAGGUCCUUCAGUAAACAGCGUGCUGCCAUAGAACAAGAGUACAGUCAGGCCCUCCAGAGGCUGGCCAUACAGUUCCAGAGGAAAGACUGGCAAAGAGGCAAGGGAGACUCUUUGCACUCUGGGAGUGUGUUUGCUGUGUGGAGGUCUCUGAUUGAGGCCACGGCACAGAGUGGAGUGUGUCGUCUCACGGCGGCCGACGGAUAUCGUUCACUCACUGCCGACGCUCUGAAGAGCCUGAGGGCAGCCAAGGAGCUGAAGGCCAAGAGGGGUCUAGAGCAGCUGCAGAGGGUACAGGGUGAGGUAGUGGAUGCACUACGAGAGCUCCACAAGGUCAAGAAGAGAUACUACCAGCUGAGUCACAUGGCUAACGUGGCCAGGGAGAAAGCUGCUGACGCACAGGCCAAAUUCAAGAAGAGUGACCAUGGAAUUUUCCAUUUUAGGACAGGCUUGCAGAAAAUGAGUUCAAAGCUGAAUACCAGGCUGAGGGAGUGUGACCAGAGACUGACAGAGGUGCGUAAUGAGUACCUUCUGACACUGUCUGCCAUCAACUCUCAUCACCAGUACUACUACACUGCAGAGCUGCCUGCCAUCAUGAGGAGACUGGACAGUGACCUGUAUGAGCAAAUCCGAGAACACUUCACUCUCUUGUGCUGCACAGAGAUCGACACCUGCCGGUCAACGCAUAGUAACUUUAGCCAGAUCUGCGAGAACUCCACCAAGGUGUCUAGAGAACGAAACAUCCAGAUCUUCCUCCAGGAGUUCCCGGUCUUCACCAGAACAGCCGGCUUUCACUUCCAGGUUGCCCCUCAAGACAAGGUGUGCAUUCUGAAGCAACAUAGCUCCAGUGCUGAGGGGGAGAGCUGUUUGGACAAGGAGGCCCGCAAGUGGUCUGCUAAGGCUGCCAAAGACUACAAGAUCAUCUCACACGGAGAUAGGGCACUGCAGAUGCUGGACAGGCGUUUCAAACUGCUGUCAGGAGACACAGGAGUCAGCGUGGAACAGAAGAUGGUGGAGGUGAAGGAGAGUGUGAGGAAAGCACAGGUGAGCCGGGUGAAGGCGGAGUCCAGGCUGGCGCUGCUGGCGUCGGCGGGGGUGGACGUGGAGCCAUGGAUGAGCAGUGCUAUGACCCAGGCAGACGAGGAGCUGGAGAAGGACAGGAGGCUGAGCGAGGCACGCAUGUCCAACGGAGAUAUCUCCGAGGACGAGUUUGAGUUCACAGACUUCGACGACUACGAUGAAGAUGGUGACACUUUCAUCGAUUCAACUUCCUGCUCGGUGCCGUGUGGAUACCCCUUGGCUUGCAUGGUUCUCUACAGCUAUCAGGCCUGCCAAGGAGACGAGCUGUCAAUCACAGAGGGAGAAGAGCUUCAGGUGAUAGAGGAUGGAGACAUGGAGGACUGGCUGAAGGCACGUAAUGCAGCAGGCCAGGUUGGCUACGUCCCUGAGAGGUACCUGCAGUUCCUGUGGUCACCAGGAGAGGGCUCCUCUGUCUGCCUGGCGCAGGGCUUCCCUUGUCCCCAGCUGGACUGGUCCUUCAACAGUUCCGGCUCCUCAUCAGAACAUUCCAAGAGGCAGCAGGGCCGCUCCCCUCACUCUGGGGGUCUGGCACGGGCUCUGUAUGAGUACCAGGGCCAGGGUCCAGAGGAGCUGUCCUUCCCAGAAGGGGCGGUCAUUAGGCUGCUGCGCUGCCGCCAGGGGGAGGUGGACGACGGCUUCUGGGAGGGAGAGCUGGACGGACGCGUGGGGGUCUUUCCUUCUCUGGUGGUGGAGCUGCUGGGAGACGGGGAGGAAGAGGAAGAGGAGAGCCUUCCCACCCCUACUCUUCCUCCAUUCUCUCCACCCAUCCCUAUUUCUGGAACCCCCUGCAGUCUCCUCUGCUUCUCAUCUGGCCCUGGGUCCUGGUCUGUAAACAGUACGCCCCCUAAGGACCCGGAGGACAGGUUGCAGGCUUCUUUCUCACUGAAAACACAGAGCCUGUCAGACAGCAGGGCAGACAAGGGCUCCCCCUCUUCCCCCGACUCAGAGACACUCCCCCAUGCCCUGAGGAAGCAUGUGUGGGGGAGUGUUCAGAAGAGACAGAGUGGACACCACAGGAGAGUCUUGUGCCUUCACCGAAAGGAUGAAACACACCAUCACAGGGACUUGUACAGUUUGUAGCUACCAGGUGAGCUUGGUCUCUUCCUGACGGGCUACACUAUUUUUGAAAGUCAGUAUUCUUGUAUUGUUUACGUGAUAAUAUGUCAAAAAACAUGGAUUCAUCUGUCUCUGAGCUUCAGGGACAUCCUUCACCAGUUUUCAGAAGUAUUAAACUAUCUUGUAGGAAGUGAUGUUUAUAAUUUGCGUAUGAUAAGAUACAGGGUUAUUUGAGAUCCUGUAGAAAUAAAUGUUCAGUAUUGCAGUUCAAAUAAGCUUGUGCCUGAUGUUUUUUUUAGCUUGUAUGAUAAUGUACUGUAUUAAUUAUACAGUAGUAAACCAUAUAUAAUGUACUGUAUUAAUUAUACAGUAGAAAACCACAUAAUGCACUGUAUUAAUUUUACAGUAGUAAACCAUAUUCUACAUGUCAUGUUCUAUUUCCAUGAGAACCAGAAUCAAACAUGGACACUGAGAUGAAUACAAACAAUCUUCCUGGUGUGUUUGUGCUUGUUAAUAUCUUACCUCCGAAUUACAGGAUGGUUGAAGUAUCAGAACGAAAUGCUCUAACAGUACCACAUUGGGUUAAGUCCACCGCAACAAUUAGUCAUACGAACAACAAAGGUCAAAUGCAUAGCUUUAAUAUAUACUUAGUUUGAUUCCUUAAGAAUUGUUCAUUGUACAGCUGCACUUUCACAUUUGAGACUACUCAAAUCAUCAGGUUGUUGAUUAAUAGUAUGCAUAUAAUAUAUAUGUUUUCCUCAUGAGUUAUUUCCAGCGUCGGUCAAUGAAGACACAUGCAAUAUAUGAUUCUAAGGCCAUUACAAACACAUUUAAAUAUAGUUUACACUCAAGACUAAGGAGUUAGAUCAUUACUGUGAACUGAUAAUGCAUGUAGCAGCCAUGACCAGCAGAGGAGACCACAUCCUGGUAACACAUACAGGAAACGAUUCCUGUAUGUAACGAUUCCUUCGAUUCCUGUAUGUGACGAUUCCUUCGAUUCCUGUAUGUGACGAUUCCUUCGAUUCCUGUAUGUGACGAUUCCUUCGAUUCCUGUAUGUGACGAUUCCUUCGAUUCCUGUAUGUGACGAUUCCUUCGAUUCCUGUAUGUGACGAUUCCUUCGAUUCCUGUAUGUAACGAUUCCUUCGAUUCCACAAAAAGAAUACUUUGGUGUGCUUUUGUUUGCCAGUUCAUUUGAAAACAUGAAAUCUUCAUCAAAAUGAGUCAUAUUCUUUGCUUAGCAGAGCUAUAACCAGAUAUAGUACCAUUCACAUAUGGAGUUACAGUACUGUUCGCUGGUGAAACAUUUAUGACUGUGACAUACAGUCAGAUAUAUUCAGUAGUAAGCUUUUGAUUUCUUGACCAUUUCACAUCUAUGAUGCAUAUUAAAGUAAACAUGUCUAAUGCAUAUAAACGCCAUUAUGUUAG
This is a messenger RNA of Salvelinus namaycush (lake trout), 3733 nucleotides long. Its product is annotated as F-BAR and double SH3 domains protein 1-like. Gene Ontology annotation, biological process: regulation of actin filament polymerization; neuromuscular synaptic transmission. NCBI's taxonomy places the organism in Eukaryota, Metazoa, Chordata, Actinopteri, Salmoniformes, Salmonidae. The record is from RefSeq and is a predicted model, not a curated record. Gene Ontology annotation, molecular function: protein binding. Gene Ontology annotation, cellular component: neuromuscular junction; recycling endosome. The transcript has 18 exons. Bases 58 to 2331 code for a protein of 757 amino acids.